GUUUACUGCCAACGGUGCAUAUAUGCGCCCACAAUGAGUGUGUUCUAGAAUGCCAAGGGUGCAUAUGUGCGCCCAAGGAGCAUCAUCAUUGCCGCGCUAACAUGUAGCCAAUUAAAACAUCGUUACUGUGCUGUUGCUAUGUUGAUUUGAUAGUAAACAUGUUCUAGACAGAUCACGAUUGGUUAAUAUUUCACAAAUAUGCUAAUUACGUCAUUCACAAACUUCAAAAAACAAAUUAGCAUCAGCUAAAUAUCAAGCUAUCUAGCUAGCACACAGAGAGAGUUUGCGAUUGCGGUACCGUGAAUUUAUAGACCAUGGAGGAGAGUUUUAAUUUCAACUGGGACAGUGACAGCGAUGAGGAGUUUUUCGGAUUUGGAGAGGAGGACUUGGAGGGGGUCCUGUGUGGUCCAGGGGAGGACGAGGAGGGAGUCGAAGAAGGAGGAGCGGCCGGCAACUUCACCGAGGCCGGCGACUUCACUGGCUGUGGUGAGGGAGACGCCCCGCGGGAGUGGCUAGAUGUGACAGGCAAGACGGUGGCCACUGAGGGGGAGAGGAAGCGAUCUGAUGGGAGGAUCCCUUUUGUACACACCAACCCACGACCUGGUCCGCAGAGAGUUUGGGAUUGUAGUGAUCCAUACCUUUUUUUUAAAGCCUUUUUUAGCGAUUGUGUCAUUGAUCUCAUGGUGGCUGAGACAAACCGCUAUGCUGAGGCGUUAGCUUCCACCGAGCUAGCGAGUCACUCUCGUUUACGUGACUAUAAACCCACUGAUCGCUCUGAGAUGGAGGCGUUUUUGGCCAUUCAGAUCAGCAUGGGUCUGACUAGAAAGCCUCAAAUCGCUGAUUACUGGAGCACCCAAAGUUCACUGGGCUUGACACCAAAUUUCGCCCGUGUAAUGACACGCAACCGCUUUCAGCUCUUGUCCUCCUGCAUCCACUUCAAUGACAACUCUCUGAGGUUGGAGAGAGGUCAGCCGGGUUAUGAUCCACUUUUUAAAAUCCGCCCACUUAUGGAUCUAGUCCUGAAGAGUUUUCAGAGCGAGUACUACCCCCACGAACACCUCUCCAUUGAUGAAUCCAUGGUUUCAUUUCGUGGAAGGGUGUUUUUUCGUCAGUACGUGCCAAAUAAAAGACACCGGUUUGGUCUGAAGAAUUUUGUCCUAUCAGACGCGACAAGUAAUUACACGUACCUGUGGCACGUAUACACUGGAGGGGCCUUCAACUACGAUCGCUGUCUGGGUAUUGGCCAUAGUUCAGUUGUUGGCUUGCUAAGGGAAGCCAAGCUUUUGGGGAAGGGACACAGUCUCUAUACUGACAGCUACUACACCUCACCCGCUCUUUUCCAAGAGCUCCACCGGCAAAACACCGGCGCGUGUGGAACUGUUCGUGUGAACAGGAAAGGCAUGCCCCCUCAACUCCAUGGUCUGAAACUGCGGCCUUCAGAUCCCCCUGUGUUUUUUGAAAAACGUCCACUUUUAACUGCGUCUUUUCGUGAUGCUGGCACAGUCACCGUCCUCUCCACAGUGCACGACAAUCUCGUUAUCACCAAACGAGUGCGUAGCAAGGGGCCUGAUGGCUACAGAACUUUGCGCAAGCCAAAGAGCGUGGAGGACUACAACCGCUUCAUGGGAGGGGUAGAUCGCGGAGACCAGCUAUGCUCCUAUUACAGCUACCAACACCGUGCAAUGAAGUGGUACCAUCGGUUGUUCCAUCAUAUCCGAGAGGUCGCACUUGUGAAUGCCUACAUCUUGCACAAAGAAAGUGGCAAUACAAUGCAGUCGGCUGGAUUCCGCGAGCUUGUGGUGAAGGGGCUACUGAGACGGAGGCAAAUUGAGCUCACUCCUCCUCCCAGGCCAAUCAGCACACCGUUAGUGCCCGUGCGUCUCACUGGUCGACACUUUCUCGGACAACACGAGAAAUCGCGUCCGGACUGCAAAGUCUGUUCCACGCGGAAGCGCAGUCCAGAUGACGCACAUAGAGGGAGGAAGCAGACACCUUUCUUCUGCAAGACCUGUCCAGACCACCCUGCACUGUGCCCCACUGACUGCUUUGAGAUGUACCAUACAAAGCUUGUGUACAAACACUGAAUCUUCCAUCUCAGGCAUCCACCACUACCAGCCUAGGUUGUCUAGGAGCACUUUCAAUCAGUUAAAUCAGCCUUCUUUCAAUCAGUUCAAAGGAUCAGUUCUUUCAAUCAGUUCAAAUUAUCAGUUCUUUCAAUCAGUUCAAAUGAUCAGUUCUUUCAAUCAGUUCAAAUGAUUAGUUCUUCCAAUCAGUUACUGUUCAUUUUUAGAAAUCUAUACAAAACUUGAACUGAUAUUUACUGUUAGUUUGUUCAA
Messenger RNA from Alosa sapidissima (American shad), 2336 nucleotides. RefSeq names its product piggyBac transposable element-derived protein 4-like. The record is from RefSeq and is a predicted model, not a curated record. Bases 315 to 2084 code for a protein of 589 amino acids. The transcript has 2 exons. NCBI's taxonomy places the organism in Eukaryota, Metazoa, Chordata, Actinopteri, Clupeiformes, Clupeidae.